Molecule: messenger RNA, 1325 nt
Organism: Triplophysa dalaica
Lineage: Eukaryota; Metazoa; Chordata; Actinopteri; Cypriniformes; Nemacheilidae
Product: zona pellucida sperm-binding protein 3-like
Exons: 10
Coding region: 51-1157 (368 amino acids)
Biological process (GO): binding of sperm to zona pellucida; positive regulation of acrosome reaction; egg coat formation
Cellular component (GO): extracellular matrix
Molecular function (GO): acrosin binding
Source: RefSeq, a predicted model, not a curated record
UUCAGCGUCACGUAGAAAUGAAAUUAAAAAGCUAAAAGUCCCAAUUGCAAAUGCGUCCAGACAUUAUUAAAAUGCAACCGUGUUUGGGCCAAGUUACAUGCAUCAUGAAGAACCUGCUGCUAUGGGGUUUAGUUUUUGCCAUUGCAACAUCAUUUGGAGUGUCUGGAGAUGAUAUCCAAAUUGUGUGUGAGGAAAGUUCAGUUCACAUUAAAUGGAAAGUGAACGAAUCCAUGUCUAGUAAUCCAGCUCGUCUUCUCCUCGGUAACUGCUUUCCUUCGAGCUUCACGAAUAUGUCGGAAGGCUACGCAGAGGCUGAAUUUAUCUAUCAACUUAAUGAUUGUCAAUUCAAAAGGAUGGGGACUUAUAAAUAUUUGAUCUAUGCGAAUACACUGACUCACAGGCCGUUGCCAAAGCCCAAUGCUCCUUCUUUCACAUAUCCAAUGAGAUGUGUGUAUGACAGGCCGAAGGGUUGGGCCCCUAACUACUUGACUCGCGCCACUGGUGUUAUUCAAGGUCAUGGAGAACUGGCUUUUCACAUGGCAAUUCUUAACCAGAAUUUCAGUGGCCCAGCUGAAUCCAAUGUCUUUCCUCUGGGUUCUUUCAUUCCUAUAUGGGCCGAGGUGGACCAGCAAGCCCAUCAGCCCCUGGUGCUGCUGCUGGAGGAAUGUGUCGCCUCCACAACUCUCGAAAUGUACCCAGACACCCUUACGUACCCACUCAUCACCAAUGAAGGGUGUCUUGUGGAGGGAAAGAAGACCUUCUCCAGGUUUCUACCAAGGUAUCACUCCUCCUCGAUCUUGCUUCAUCUCCAAGCUUUCAGAUUCGCUGUAGGAGAAGAGGUGUACAUCCACUGUAAGUUAAUCGCGUGGGACCCUGAGGAUCUAAAUGAAUCAAGGAAAGCCUGUAACUACAAUAAAGCUACAGAAGAGUGGGAGCUUUUGGAUAACCCCAAGAAGAACCGUGUUUGUCAGUGCUGUGAUUCUACUUGUAAAGGCCGAGUGAAGCGAGAUGCUGAAUCUGGUAAAUCAGAACAUUGUGUUACAGUCAUCUACACAUCUUUAAACUUUUUUAUAAUUCAACCUCGAAUGCAAUGUCUUGAUCGCAGCACCCCAAGGGCUGGUUCUCAAAUCUGUGUUGGGACCCCUGACAAUUUCUGAAGAUUAACUGUGAUUUUAGCCCAACGUAACAAAUUCAUCAUGAAGAUAAGUCUUUGCUGUUGUGGUGGGAUCCUCUUUCCUCCACCCUCCCUUUGGUUCUCCACCUUAUCAAGUAAAAAAAGCAUCUUAACCUGCAGUAAUAAAAGAUGUCCGUCUGGCAUUUUGUGG